This is a messenger RNA of Klebsormidium nitens, 630 nucleotides long. The record is from the annotation of a GenBank genome assembly. NCBI's taxonomy places the organism in Eukaryota, Viridiplantae, Streptophyta, Klebsormidiophyceae, Klebsormidiales, Klebsormidiaceae.
AUGGAAGCAAAAGCGAAGGAAGCUGCCAAGAGAAAGCGGCAACCGCGAGUGGAUGAGUAUGUUGCAGCUAAGAAGGCAAGGAGACAGAGCCAGGAGUUGGCAAAAAGAGCUGCCCACCUUCGUCGUGAAAAGCAGAAGAAGAUGUUCCGCAGCUUUCCGCAUGAGGAGGAUCAUAUUCAUGCAGCCACUGCUGACAAUUACAAAGCUGGCCGACGAGCAUACCAGAGGUUCUUUCAGCAGCGGGACGGCGUCAGGUAUGCUGACAUCACCGCCGAAGGAGUGCGCACCUUUUUCAAGGAAACACCGUGCAACAAACCACCGACGCUUGACAAGUACGCCCGGGGAUUGCAGUGGACCCUUCACCACCUCUGGUUGUGUGGGGGCAAGCAAGGUCCUAAGCCUAACUCGCGGGCAUUUCCGGAGGUCAAAGAGAAAUUGAAGACUGAAAAGAAAGACACUGCGAGGAGACGAGAGGAGGAGCAGGUAGACAAGCAUGACGAGUUGACGGACCAGCUUUCCCCGGAGGAGUGGGAGCAAUUUCAAAGGCUCCAGCUUGAGUAUGCGUCGCUGUCAAAGGAAGAGUUGCGGGGCACAGGGACCACCCCUGUUGGGUUCCUUCAAGCAUGGUAA